This is a messenger RNA of Aspergillus calidoustus, 3504 nucleotides long. NCBI's taxonomy places the organism in Eukaryota, Fungi, Ascomycota, Eurotiomycetes, Eurotiales, Aspergillaceae. The record is from the annotation of a GenBank genome assembly.
AUGAGCUCGGGCCCGGCUGCCACCGUCGACCCCUCUGGCGACCCCUCUGGCGACCUCCCUGUCGAUCAGCCCUUGCCUCCCUCGGACAAUUCACCGCAAUCCAUUCCGAAGACCGCAGCUGAUACAUCCAACGAUGACCGUCAGAAAGAGAACACAAGCCUCCGUCAGGAUUCCCCGGUAGUUACAGAAGGUACCGAUAAUAGCGCAAUCAAGCGUGAGGAAGUCGACGAUUUCGGUUUACCGAUACGAUCGCGGCUGAGGCCAGCUCGGCAGAGGACAGAAUCGCCUGUCGAUGACGCUCAAUUCCAUGAUGCUCAGGAAAGUGCCACCGGUACUAAUGAUGUUAGCGCAAUCGUCGAGUCAGAGACCCGUGGGAGUCUUGUGGUUGAAGAACCGCCUCAGACCAAGAAACUCACAGAGAAUAGUGCAGGGGAGGAGGCCGUGCAACGCCCUACAACGCCCAGACCGAGCGAGUUCCGGACCUCAACACAGUACGGAGUGAAAGCCUCCACAGUCGAGAAACAUGCGCCUCACAGCCCGUCCCCCAAUUCCGAACGAGACCCUCCUCCUGCGUAUACGGAAAAGCCAACCAAAGACAUCGACUCGCCUCGGGCCGCACACGUACCGCAAAAGGAUAUACCAAUGUCGGAAUGGUCACAUCAACGACUUCAUGAACACAAGGACAACAAGGAUGAUCACGAGCAAGAAGCAAGCGACGACGACGAUGGAGACUGGAAAGAGAUGCCCGCUAUCGAUGAGUUCGAUUUCUAUGAUGACUAUGGGCGAUUAGUUGCCCGCGGUGCGAAGCAGGAGGACAACGGAGCUGUUUAUGCGGGACUAGGAGGGGCUGGAAACGGGUACACCAGGGUCCAACUUGACGACGAUGCCGAAUCAGUCAACAGCUUGGAUGAAGACACGAGUUACCUUUUUAAGGAGUCACAUGCUACGGCUGCUGGCAUUGAGGGAGAGGAACUACGUGAUACAUUGAGCCAGCUGCAGGCUACGAAAGAUCUCUUGACUGAAAGCCAGAGGAUAGCCUAUGUCGGAGCAACGCGUCUGACCAUUUUCCAGAUGGUUCGGGAUAUGGAGAGAAUUCUGGCAAGUAAGUCGACUCGUAAGAGCAAGCAGAAGGCCAUCGAUUCAAUGCGAGGAUGGGGCCAAGCAAUGAUGGCUAGGUUGUACGCUCAUAUGGAAAUCAACACUGCGGAACAGGUGAUGAUUGAACAGCUUGCAGAACACGGCGUGCAGCCGGAAGACCUUGUCCGACCUCUUAUGGAGAACGCUCGCGUCAAGAACCCGAUGGCAGAGAAGGCUAACACACCGAAGAAGUCUACAUCCUCGAGAACUUCGAUCAAUCAAACGGACGGAGAUCGCAAUAGCUCUACAACUGAGGUUGACGACUUGUCCGAAGGUACAGCUCCUCCACCUUACGAGGUCAACCAGGAAGGAGACGUGCCGGACGUCCAUACUCCAUCAGAGCUACCAACGUCUGAGAAGAUCGAUAUCGAUAUUCGAUGGACGGUGCUUUGCGAUCUUUUUCUAGUCCUGAUCUCUGAUGCAAGCUAUGACUCGCGAUCGCGGACAUUGCUGGAAAGGGUAGGAGCUUCUAUGGAGGUUUCAUGGUUACAAAUCGCUAAAUUCGAGAAGCGCGUCAUUGAUGCGCUUGAGAUGCAAGAAGCUGCGGACAAGGAGACCUGGGACGAGUCCGAGCACAUGGAAAAGCGCCGCAAGUCGGCACUGAAAAGGAAGUACGUUAUUAUGGGCUUGGCCACUGUUGGCGGAGGCAUAGUUAUCGGGCUUUCAGCAGGCCUUUUGGCCCCCGUCAUCGGUGCUGGUCUCGCCGCGGGAUUCACCACCAUCGGAGUAGGUGGUACCAGUGCCUUUUUGGGUGGAGCCGGUGGUACAGCGCUUAUUGCAUCAGGAGCGACAUUGACCGGGAGUACAAUAGGGCUGAGAGCGUCCCACAGACGAACGGGGGCUGUUCAGACAUUCGAAUAUCGGCCGCUGCAUAACAACAAGAGGUUCAACCUGAUUGUUACUGUGUCUGGGUGGAUGACAGGAAACAUUGAUGACGUGCGGCUGCCUUAUAGCACCGUCGACCCUAUAAUGGGAGACAUCUAUUCGGUCUUGUGGGAGCCUGAGAUGCUGAAAAGCAUGGGUGAAACCAUCAAUAUCCUCGCGACAGAGGCUUUGACGCAAGGACUACAACAAGUGCUUGGGAGCACUAUCCUCACAGCUCUGAUGGCCUCGUUACAACUGCCUCUCGUCCUUACGAAGCUCUCCUACUUGAUCGAUAACCCAUGGAACGUUUCACUCGCACGUGCAACUGCUGCUGGGCUCAUCCUCGCUGAUUCACUGAUAGACAGAAACCUAGGCAAGCGGCCAGUAACACUGCUAGGAUAUUCCCUCGGUUCUAGAGUGAUCUUCUCCUGUCUCAAAGAGCUCGCAGACAAGGGUGCUUACGGGCUUGUUCAGAAUGUCUAUCUUUUUGGUUCCCCAUUAGUGGCGAAUAAAGACGAGUAUACCAAAGCACGAGGGGUAGUCUCAGGCCGGUUUGUCAAUGGGUACUCGUCCAACGACUGGAUCUUAGGGUACUUAUUCCGAGCCACUAGUGGUGGUAUCAUGAGAGUAGCUGGAUUGGCUCCCAUUGAAGGCAUUCCAGGUCUUGAAAACCUUGACUGCACCAAGCUUGUCAACGGUCACAUGGACUAUCGUGCGGCCAUACCUCGCCUUCUGAAGGCUGUUGACUGGGAAGUUUUGAGUGAGGAAUUUGCCGAAAUCGAGGAUCCGGACCCUGAGAAUCACGGCGAGCGGCAGAGGGAGCUUAUCCGUGAGAUUGACGAGGCCCGUCGAGAAGCAGAGACCAAGCCAGAUAAGAAGCGAUUUGGCCUAUUCAAACGCGGAAAACUCGCUCAAAAGAAGGCCUGGGAAAACUACGAAGUCAAUCAACCCGAAUCGCCGAAGACACCGACCGAUUCCAACGCAGCCGGAACCGUUUUAUUCGAUAUUGACGCCAUUCGGGCUGAAUUAGCUUCGGAGAUGAUUGAAGUCAAGCAGCUUGAGUCCACUCUACCGCCUAUGAAACUUGAUCUUAAUUCUCCACCCCUCGCAUCUCCUGCGACUCCGGCAUCUCUAGAGGAAAAGGAUUCCAAGGCGCGAUUGUCAGCUACGGAUUCCCCCCGACCACCCACAAUACCAUCACCUAGCAUUACUCCUGCACCGCGCACACGAUCUCCUCCGGAAGAAGAUGAGAUACAGAUGACCUUUGAAUCGUCCUAUCAUGAGCCGCCUCAGCGCUCUUUCUCUUCUUAUGAAACCCCGACAUACAGCACCAACGAUUCCUAUUCCUCUCGACCUGCCCUUCGUUCAUCCCUGACAACGCCGGGCGUCAUUGGUCUUGGUGCUGCUGGUACAAUUGGCGCCGGCGCAGUAGGCGCACUUGCUCUAGAAGAAAACGCCUGGGCGGAGCAAGGCGAAGACGAAAUUCAAAUGACCUUUGAGUGA